This is a messenger RNA of Dendronephthya gigantea, 1183 nucleotides long. RefSeq lists its product as uncharacterized. Bases 85 to 1134 code for a protein of 349 amino acids. Lineage: Eukaryota; Metazoa; Cnidaria; Anthozoa; Malacalcyonacea; Nephtheidae. The record is from RefSeq and is a predicted model, not a curated record. The transcript has 2 exons.
ACGGUUGAUAUUUUGUCGCUCUAAGGACUACCUUUCGCAUUUGAGUCUAUUUUCGUGGUUAUUUAUAAAUAUUGUGCUUUAUAGAUGGCUCAGGCCACUAUGGAAAAUGUUUCUGUGGAAACUGAGAGUGCUCCGCGAGCUGUGUCGCGAGAAAAAACGCCGGCUGAACGGCCGAGUAAAACCGUGUCUCAGAGCCCUUCGGCUUCGACAACAAAACGGAGACAUUCGUCUCAUACAAAGCACAAACAUUCGUCAAAAAAGGCUAGGAGUAAGCGAAGUAAGUUUUCGCGGUCGUACUCCACUUCAGGAUCGAGUGAAAGUUCCUCGAGCACGAGCAGUAGCUCUGAUACUGAAUCGGACUUUUCGUCCCGCCAAAACAACUCUUCGUGUCAAAUCGCGAGCACUUCUGGGGAACUUGACUAUUCCCUUGACACCUCAAUAGUUGAUUUCGCAGCGGAGGCUGCUUUUAACGGCCUUUCUAAGAACGCUCGUAAAGACCUUUUGAAAGAUACGCCAAUGCCUCAUCAUGCUGAUUUACGGCCUAAAAAAGUUGACUCUUUUGUUAAAAAAUACCUAAAAAGAAACGGUACGCCUUUUAACCCGGUCAUGGACCGACGUCAAAUGAACAUUGCCGGGCGUAUUUUGGAUCCUCUUGGGCCUUUAGCCCAGCUUUGGCAAAAAGCCCUUUUAGCAGAGCAAAGUAAAACGGGUUUGGAUCCGGCUGAAGUGGUCGAGCUGGUUCAACGUGCCGUUGCUUUGACCGGGAAUGCGAGCUUUUGUGCUCUCGCUGAUCGCCGAAAAGGGCUUUUGGCGAAAAUUUCUUCGGAUUCCUUAGAUCUUCUCGAGGAUCAGUCCUUGUUUUCUCAAGGUUCUACCGACCUGUUUGGGAAGAAAUUUAAGAAAUCUUUUCUUAAAGAGCUGAAGCUUUCGAAAGAGCUUGAUUCGUUAGUAGGACGAGCUCGUUACCAUGGCAACAACAAGUCGAAGCCUUUUCGUUUCCAGCCCGGGAAAGGCCCGGGCUUCAAUACUCGCCCGUGGGGCCAGAGAUUCUCAAACCGUGGAGGCCAGCACUCGUAUCGUCGGGGAAAAAGCCAUGCGACACAGUUCGCACGUCCGGCAGAGAACAAAAUCUAACAGUACGAUCACUUCAAAAUGGAAGGGAUCCAUCUCUUGCGCGACUUAC